This is a messenger RNA of Hyposmocoma kahamanoa, 1268 nucleotides long. RefSeq names its product achaete-scute complex protein T3-like (gene Ash1). The record is from RefSeq and is a predicted model, not a curated record. The transcript has 2 exons. Gene Ontology annotation, biological process: regulation of transcription by RNA polymerase II; developmental process. Bases 71 to 652 code for a protein of 193 amino acids. Gene Ontology annotation, molecular function: DNA-binding transcription factor activity, RNA polymerase II-specific; RNA polymerase II transcription regulatory region sequence-specific DNA binding; protein dimerization activity. Lineage: Eukaryota; Metazoa; Arthropoda; Insecta; Lepidoptera; Cosmopterigidae.
ACCGGCAACCUCCGCGGCACGCACACGUGCGCUCUCGAUCUGCUCCCGAUACGACAAGUUUACUUACGCGAUGCCCAUGGCGGCGAUUCACGCUUACCAAAAUCUCGGUGUAAAUCAGAAGCUGACGCAGCUUCAGUCUCCUGCGCCUAGGAGACUAGCACCUGCUCCUGUUGAUCCUGGUCGGUGCAAGAAGAGGUCCUACCUUCACCAGCCGUACCCGACCCAGCCGGCUUCCGUGGCGAGAAGGAAUGCUCGAGAAAGGAACAGGGUGAAGCAAGUAAAUAAUGGCUUUGCUGCUCUCCGCCAACACAUCCCUUCGGCAGUUACGGCUGCAUUGGCGGGUGGAAGAGGAUCUUCAAGAAAACUCAGCAAAGUCGACACGUUGAGGCUAGCUGUAGAAUACAUCAGAAGUUUGAAACGUUUACUCGAUGAAAAUGACGAGGGAUGUACGGAAACACAGCUGAGCCUCGGGAUAAAUACAACUGGACCUCAAACACCCCCAUCGUCAGAAGAAUCUCAUUCACCGGCACCCUCGCUCUUAUCCGAGAGUUCGGCAGGACCCAGCUGUCAUGAUGCUUAUGACUCCUACGAACCUAUGAGCCCUGAAGAUGAAGAACUCCUUGACGUCAUAUCAUGGUGGCAGCAGCAAUGAUAAAAGGAACCGGUGCAUUACGGUGAUCAGACUGCGCCUAUAGAGCGGCUUAGUGAUUGUGAAAAAAGAAGUGCCUCAAGAGGACGCGAAUGGAGCGCGUGGGCCUCCGAGAGAACCUCUAAUUAACCGCAAUCAGUAUAUUCCUAAUGAGAGGGGAUAAUGGUGGACUAUAACGACCCCAUCGAUGCAUUCCGUUGAGCGAACGUCGAAUACCCUGAGCAUUUUGAGCAUCGACGGAAUAGCAGCCAAGACUGAAAUGACCACUCAUUGUUCCAUACGUGCAUUUAGUAUUCGCCUUAAGUCUUAAGUGAUCCGAAUAUCGCUGUGCCUUAGUGUAGCCUUACUUUUCAAUGUAGCUUCCUUUAGGGCCUAGUUUUAAGUAUUGUUUUAUUAUUGUUAUCUAGUCAUUACGUUUAAGUAUAGUUUAUCUCACUCAAUCUUUUAAAUGAAAGGAUUUUCGUUAAUCUGUUACCGUCAGUUGAUAAAAUACAUUAUUGUACUUGAAAGUCUACUUGGUAAUGUACGAAAAUAAGAGAACAAUUCGAAACAAAGACUUUUAGUGUAUAUUGUUAAGUUUAGUACCAUAGAAAAGAUUCCUAAUAUUUUAAGAUGACGC